Messenger RNA from Cylindrotheca closterium, 741 nucleotides. NCBI's taxonomy places the organism in Eukaryota, Bacillariophyta, Bacillariophyceae, Bacillariales, Bacillariaceae. The record is from the annotation of a GenBank genome assembly.
AUGUUUUCGUCGUUAUCUCCUCAUUCUUGGAAGCAUGGCGUUGGUGGUAGUGGUAGAAACAACAACAAGAACAAACCAGCUGCUACUGUUGCUGUUGAAAAACGACAACAGUCGGUAGUAGCAGUAACAGCAGUGGAAGACGAAGAACCCCAAGUACCCAUGGUCCGCAUUGGUGUGCUCUCACGAUCCAGCAGCACUACCAAUACUACUACUCCAAGAACCCAAUCAUCGAUCAUGGUACCUCCUCCUUCCCGCGUUCCAUCUACCCGAGUUUCCGAUUUGUCCAUUGAGACCAUUCGUCAGUCCUUGAGAGAAAUGGAAGUCCAAUUGGUGAUUGCCCAAAACACGGUGGCUGCGGAAACGAGGGCGGAAUACGAUUUCAACGACGAGACUCACCACAGCAGUCAUCCUUUGUCCAAAGUCUCCAAGCCACCACAUUACCGCAUCAAAGACGACUAUGACGACGACGACGACGACUAUGGCGAUAAUAAGGAGAAUGAUCAACCUAAUUCUACAAAUCAAGACAUUAAGCGAGUACUCGAUGACUUGCAGUGGGCAGAGUUUGUAACCUUUCGUAGCCCCAAGAAACCAACUCACAAACGCAGUAAGAGUCAAUCUGGCAAUACCACUGCCUUGUGCAUUAAGAGUACAGGGAGAAAUAGUCAUCCAGAACGCCAAGGGCGAUCGUGGUGGCGCAAACAUCCUAUUGACAAUGAAACUAACCACAGGGUUGGACAAUAA